Molecule: messenger RNA, 498 nt
Organism: Cylindrotheca closterium
Lineage: Eukaryota; Bacillariophyta; Bacillariophyceae; Bacillariales; Bacillariaceae
Source: the annotation of a GenBank genome assembly
AUGUCGUCGACGCGGGAAGCAUCUCCGCCAAUCGACAGAGUAGUAGGCAGCAAUCAUGCAGGAGGAGACGAAGAAGAUUUGCAGAAGGAAAGUUCCGCCGAACGAGGUAUUGCCGAGUUAAUUGGAUGGGGGCAUAUCUCAAACUUCUUGCUGCACCAAAGACGACUAUUCUAUGUUCAUAAGGAAGUCCAUCAUCACCGCGAAGGUGCAGAGUUCGCUGCAGAACCAAUCCCAUGCGACGGUUCAUCAUUCUUUGGUUCCAUUUUCCUUGAGCACGACUUGGACAUUAAAGACUUCAAGUCUUGUCAGGCACAGGAAUCGACUUGUUCUCCAAAGAAUAAGAUUGCAGAGAUGCUGAACGCACUAGCAAAAAUAAAGCUUAAUGCUGUCACAGCGCAGAUUCAAUACCAAGCUCGUGAAAAGGAGCUAAAACCUGCUCUGAUGCAGUACAAGAGAGGUCUUUGCAAUAUGAAGAGAGCGAAAACGUCCAUGAAAUAG